This is a messenger RNA of Rhinolophus ferrumequinum (greater horseshoe bat), 9948 nucleotides long. RefSeq names its product FRAS1 related extracellular matrix 1 (gene FREM1). NCBI's taxonomy places the organism in Eukaryota, Metazoa, Chordata, Mammalia, Chiroptera, Rhinolophidae. Gene Ontology annotation, biological process: cell communication. The coding region runs from base 730 to 7269 and encodes 2179 amino acids. The record is from RefSeq and is a predicted model, not a curated record. The transcript is spliced from 38 exons. Gene Ontology annotation, cellular component: membrane.
AGUGACUGUGUAUGUAGCAUGUGUAUGAGCCUGUGCAUCUGUGUGCUGAGGGCUGUGGGUGGGAGAGGCAGCUUCGGCUCAGCCAGUGGCAGAGCAGUUAGUAUAUAACUAAUAGUGAGAAAGGAAGCUGGGGAGAGACAAGGAAGAGAAGCGACCAACCUCAUUAACAAAAGCCCAGUUCUGUCCCUGCGGACCCAGCCAGCAGAAGGGACUGGAGAGCUGUGGCUCUCCGCCAGGGAGGUCGGGCUCCCUGCAAACAGUGGCAGGCAUCCUUUAUCAUGCUCUUCUCAGAGGGAGUCCUGAGGCUUGGCAGUCGGGAAGUUUUCAAAGCCGCAGCAGCAGCAGCCUUGGCGAAGACCCGCAAAGACGGUGAAGUGUAGAUUAACCGGUCAGUGACUCUGAUCCUGCCCGCCCGGGCCAAGGGUUCCUAGUUUUGGGGCUUGGAAAGGAAAACCACUACCUGAUUAGAAAAGCACUUGGGAGGCACAUUAAUCUUGCCAGCGUUGUCAGGAGUGAUCAGCGAGUUUUAUUAAAAGCCCCGGGAUUGCCUGAAAGGCUUCCUUGUCUGAGUUUGCAAUGAGAGAGGCAUGUUAAGAUCUUGGGGCACAUUGUCAGGACCCUUUGCCCUGCCCCUUGGACUAUGAACUGACACCCCCGGAAGAAGCACAGAAACUCUCCUUUGUUGAAGGAAUUUCACCGGUGGACGGAAAGGAGUUGGCCCCUGUCGGCAUGAGCUCUCUGAAUUGGGGUGGGCUGAAAGCCGUGAUCCUGCUGCUCUUCCUGGACUGGGCCAGCCCCACCUUCAUCAGCGUGAACCGCGGGGUCAGGGUGAUGAAGGGCAGCUCCGCCUUCUUGUUGGGAGAGGACCUGAAGUUCGCCAUCCCCAAAGAGAAAGAUGCUUGCAAAGUGGAAGUUGUUAUGAAUGAGCCAAUAACCCAGAGGGUUGGGAAACUCACUCCACAGGUCUUUGACUGCCAUUUCCUUCCCAAUGAAGUAAAGUACAUUCACAACGGUUGCCCAAUUCUUGAUGAAGACACAGUGAAGCUUAGACUUUACAGGUUUACUGAGACAGACACGUUUGUCGAAACCUUUAUCCUGCGGGUCUAUCUCCUGGAACCAGACUGUAACAUCAUCCGUACGAGUAACAAUGUACUGGAGGUGUCUAGGUUCUAUGGCCUGUCCCGAGCCAUUGACAAGAACCUGGUUAGCUUUGACUACGACAGGACAGCUCCCCUGGAGUGUACUGUCAGGCUGGACCCUGUGGGAACUCGGCUGCCAGCCCAUGGCCAGAUGGUUGUGGUGGAGUCUCGGCCGCAAGAACCACGGGGAGAUCAGCCACACACUUUUUUCCCUGAGUCUCAACUGGAGACAGAACUCAAGUGUCCAGGUGGAAGCUGUGUCCCGGGAUUGAAGAAAAUAGGAAGCCUCAAAGUGAGCUGUGAGGAGUUCCUGCUGAUGGGGCUUCGCUAUCAGCAUAUGGAUCCCCCUUCUCCCAACACCGAUUAUAUCUCCAUCCGACUGGACCUCACAGAUAGCAGGAGUCAGGUCGUAUACAAGUCAGAGAGUGCGUGGUUGCCUGUCUAUAUCAGAGCUGGCAUUCCAAAUCAGAUUCCGAGGGCUGCAUUCAUGGCCAUGUUCAUCCUGGAAGUGGAUCAGUUUAUCCUGACCUCUUUGACGACAUCCGUUCUGGACUGUGAAGAGGAUGAGACCCCCAAACCCUUGCUGGUGUUCAACAUUACUAAAGCCCCUCUCCAGGGUUAUGUGACUCACCUGGGGGAUCACACCAGACCAGUGUCCUCAUUCACCUGGAAAGAUCUCAGUGACUUGCAGAUUGCCUAUCAGCCACCAAACAGCAGCCAUUCUGAAAGGAGACAUUAUGAGGUGGAGUUGGAGGUGUAUGACUUCUUCUUUGAAAGGAGCGCGCCGAUUACAGUUCAUAUCUCUGUCAGAACAGCAGAUACCAAUGCCCCGCGAGUGUCCUGGAACACAGGUCUGAAUCUCCUGGAGGGCCAAUCUCGGGCCAUCACUUGGGAACAGUUUCAGAUCGUCGACAAUGAUGACAUUCGCGCUGUCCAGCUAGUCACUGUGGAUGGCCUGCAGCAUGGACGGCUCACAGUAAGAGGGGGGAAAGGAUUUCUCUUCACUGUGGCUGACCUGCAGGCUGGAGUCGUUCGCUAUCAUCAUGAUGACAGUGACUCCACCAAAGACUUUGUGGUCUUCCGGAUAUUUGAUGGCCAUCAUAGCAUCCGCCAUAAGUUUCCUAUCAACAUCUUGCCCAAAGAUGACAGCCCCCCGUUCCUCAUAAACAAUGUUGUGAUUGAACUGGAGGAGGGACAGACCAUACUGGUUCAGGGGUCCAUGCUGAGAGCUUCAGACAUAGACUCCAGUGAUGACUACAUCUUCUUUAAUAUCACAAAACCACCACAGGCUGGAGAGAUUAUGAAAAAGCCAGGGCCAGGCCUGAUAGGUUAUCCUGUCCCUGGCUUCUUUCAGAGGGAUCUAUUUAAUGGCAUUAUCUACUAUCGUCACUUUGGUGGUGAAAUCUUUGACGAUUCUUUUGAAUUUGUCCUGUGGGACAGCCAUGAACCUCCAAAUUUCUCAGUGCCACAGGUGGUGACAAUUCAUAUCACUCCAGUGGAUGACCAGCUUCCAAAAGAGGCACCUGGAGUUUCUCGGAAUUUGGUUGUCAAGGAAACUGACGUGGCCUACAUAACUAAGAAACAUCUACAUUUUAUAGAUACAGAAUCGUAUGACAGGUUGCUGCGCUAUACAAUAACAAUUCCUCCAUUUUUCUCCUUCCACCACAGACACUUGGAUGCUGGGAAAUUAUUCAUGGUGGACAGCAUACCAAAGCUAACCAAAAAUCCUGCAGCCCUGGGCCUGAAGUCAUUCACUCAGGAUGCUGUCAACCAUAUGAAAGUGGCCUACAUGCCACCUAUGCAUGACAUAGGCCCCCACCUCCAACAUGUCCAGUUCACAUUUUCCAUCAGUAACCAGCAUGGUGGCACUUUGCACGGGAUCUGCUUUAAUAUCACGAUUCUUCCAGUGGACAACCAAGUUCCUGAGGUUUUUACCAAGUCUCUGAGAGUGGCUGAGGGAGGUCACUGCAUCAUCAGCACAGAGCACAUUUUGGUUUCUGAUGAGGAUACCAAAUUGGACAACAUCAACCUCUCCCUGCAGAGACUGCCUCAGCAUGGAAGGGUGGAGCUGAAUGGGCUUCCUCUAAACGCAGGGGUCACAUUUUCUUGGGGAGUCCUCCAUGCCUUAAAAGUCAGGUAUCAGCAUGAUGGAUCUGAGAUUCUUCAGGAUGACAUAUUCUUCGAGGUCACAGAUGGCACAAAUUCAAUAGAAUUUGUUCUACACGUUGAGGUAUUCCCCGUAAAUGAUGAGCCACCAAUCCUAAAGACUGAUCUCAUCCCCGUGAUGCAUUGCUCAGAGGGAGAUGAGGUGGUCAUCACCUCUGAAUACAUUUUUGCUACUGAUGUGGACAGUGAUGAUUUGAAACUGAUGUUUAUGAUUGCUCGAGAACCUCAGCACGGGGUAGUGAGAAGAGCUGGAGUCACAGUGGAACAGUUCUCUCAGGGAGAUGUUAUCUCAGGGGCUGUGACGUACAAACACACAGGUGGCGAGAUUGGCCUGGUGCCUUGUUACGAUACCAUUACAUUAGUGGUUUCGGAUGGAGAAGCAGGCCCUUUUGUGAAUGGCUGCGGCUACAAUGGACCUCAUCCAUCUGUUCCUCUUCAUGAGUCCUUUCCAGUGUAUGAUCUCAACAUCACAGUACAUCCAGUGGACAACCAACCACCUUCAAUUGCAAUAGGUACAAUGUUUGUGGUAGACGAGGGUUUUUCAGCAGCCCUUACCAUUAACCAUUUGUCAGCCACUGACCCUGACACUGCAGCAGAUGAGUUGGAGUUUGUUUUGGUUUCUCCACCCCAGUUUGGCUACCUUGAAAACAUACUCCCUUCUGAGGGUUUUGAAAAAAGCAAUAUGGGUAUAAGUAUAGCUUCCUUUCAGUGGAAAGAUGUGAAGGCUUUGCACAUUAACUAUGUGCAGUCUAGACAUCUGAGGAUGGAACCGACGGCCGACCAGUUCAUGGUCUAUGUCACAGAUGGGCAGCGACGUUCCUUGGAGAUACCAUUUUACAUUAUAAUCAACCCCACAAAUGAUGAAGCUCCUGACUUUGUGGUACAGAAUAUUACUGUGUGUGAGGGUCAGAUGAAAGAGCUGGAUUCUUCCAUCAUCAACGCUGCUGACCUGGAUGUGCCCAGGGACAACUUGCUGUUCAGCAUUGUGCAUACACCACGUCACGGCCUCCUCGUCAACGGGGUGUUUAGCAAAGACUUUCCUCAACAUAAGCAGCCAGCCAGCCCUGGCCAGAAGCAUGAACUUGUUCACAACUUUUCCAUGGAUCUUCUCAAAAAUGGAAUGAGGUUGUUGUAUGUACAUGAUGACUCAGAGAGCCUUGCUGAUGGUUUUACUAUCCAGUUGUCAGAUGGGAAACAUAAGAUACUUAAGACCAUUUCAGUAGAGGUCACCCCAGUCAAUGAUGAGAAACCAAUGCUGAUCAAGAAGGCUGAAAUUACAAUGAACAUGGGUGAAACUCGUAUUAUUUCUAGCGCCGUACUUUCAGCCAUAGAUGAAGACUCACCCGGGGAGAAAAUUUACUAUGUAUUUGAAAGGCUUCCCCAAAAUGGGCAACUUCAGCGUAAGAUAGGGAGGGACUGGGUCCCUCUCUACCCUGGCAUGAAAUGCACUCAGGAGGAAGUGGAUCUGAACUUGCUGAGAUACACACACACUGGGGCAAUGGAUUCCCAAAACCAAGACAGCUUCACCUUCUACCUCUGGGAUGGCAGCAACAGGUCACCUGCAUUUGACUGUCACAUCACCAUCAAGGAUAUGGGAAAAGGUGAUAUUGUCAUCCUUGCAAAACCACUUGUGAUGUCUAAAGGAGGCAGAGGUUUCUUGACGACCAGCACUCUCCUUGCUAUGGAUGGAACAGACAAGCCUGAAGAACUGCUCUAUGUCGUCACCUCCCCACCGCGAUAUGGUCAAGUGGAAUAUGUCCACUAUCCUGGAGUCCCUAUUACAAGUUUCAGUCAAAUGGAUAUAGCAGGACAGAUAGUCUGCUACGUACAUCAGAGUAAGGCACCUGUCUCCAGUGACACAUUCAGAUUCAUUGUCAGCAAUGGACUGCAGACCAAGCAUGGCGUGUUUGAGGUCAUCCUGGAGACUGUGGACAGAGCCUUCCCCGUGGUGACCAGGAACAGGGGGUUGAGACUGGCCGAAGGGGCCACAGGCCUGCUUUCCCCGGAACUCCUUCAGCUGACUGACCCUGACACGCCCGUGGAGAACCUCACCUUCCUUUUGGUCCAGCUCCCCCAACAUGGCCAGCUUUACCUGCGGGGGGCAGUGGUGCUUCAACACAAUUUCACUCAGCAGGACAUAGACAGAGGGCACGUGGCCUACCGACAUUCAGGACGGGGCUCCCAUACCGAUCGCUUUACUUUUGUGGCUACAGACGGUACAAACCAAGGCUUUGUGGUGGAUGGUCGAGUGUGGCAAGAACCUGUUUCAUUCAUCGUCCAGGUGGACCAGUUGGACAAAACAGCCCCCCACAUCACAUACGUGCAUUCCCCUUCUCAAGUGGGACUCCUGAAAAAUGGCUGUUACGGGAUUUACAUCACUUCCCGUGUGCUGAAGGCAUCAGACCCUGACACCGAGGACGAUCAGAUCAUCUUUAGGAUUUUACGAGGGCCCCAACAUGGACAUCUGGAGAACACAACAACAGGUGAAUUUAUCCAUGAGAAAUUUAGCCAAAAGGACUUAAACAGUAAAACCAUUCUUUACAUCAUAAACCCAUCUUUGGAAUUUAAUUCAGAUAUCAUGGAAUUUCAAAUCAUGGACCCCACAGGGAACUCUGCUGCUCCUCAAAUUUUGGAACUGAAGUGGUCUUAUAUUGAAUGGUCACAGACUGAAUACGAGGUCUGUGAGAAUGUGGGCAUAUUGCCCUUGGAAGUUACCAGAAAGGGCUAUUCCAUGGACUCCGCUUUUGUGAGUGUAAAGGUCAAGCAGGUGUCAGCUGCAGUUGGAAAAGAUUUCACCACGACUCCAUCUAAACUGAUUCAAUUUGACCCAGGAAUGUCAACUAAGAUGUGGAAUAUAGCAAUUACCUAUGACGGAUUAGAGGAAGAUGAUGAGGUCUUUGAAGUAAUUCUGAACUCCCCUGUGAAUGCAGUUCUUGGCACCAAGACAAAAGCUGCAGUGAAAAUUUUGGACUCAAAAGGAGGACAGUGCCAUCCUUCAUAUUCUUUCAACCCAAACAAGCACAAAGCAUGGAAGAAGGGCAUUUGGCCCCCGCUGUUCCCAGGGUCUUCCUCACACACCACUUCUGGUUCUUUUCAUCCGGAAAGAAGACCUCUUCCAUCUUCCAAGCGGCUCGCAGUUGCCAGGGGAGACACCCCACAGGGCUUUGAUUCUACAGAUCUUUAUGGACUAAAGCUUAGGACCCAAGGGAAUGGCAAAACAGUUCAUCCAUCCUCUGUUUAUAGAAAUGGAACAGACAUCAUCUAUAAUUAUCAUGGGAUGGUUUCCCUGCAACUGGAGGAUGACAGGUCCCCAGCUCACAGAAGAAACACCAAAGUAUCCAUUAUUAGUCAGCCACAAAAGACAAUCAAAGUGGCAGAAUUGCCUCAAGCAGAUAAGGUGGAAUCCACAACUGACUCACACUUCCCCAGACAGAGCCAUUUGCCCUCAUUUCCAAAGAACUGCACACUGGAAUUGAAAGGACUCUUCCACCUUGAAGAAAGCCUCCAAAAGCUGUAUAAGUGCAAUGGGAUUGCCUGGAAAGCUUGGAGCCCCCAAACCAAGGAGGUGGAAGACAAAUCCUGCCCAGUUGGGUGGCACCAUCACUCAGGCUACUGCCACUCCUUGAUCACAGAGCAACAAGGCACCUGGAGCACAGCUGCCCAAGCUUGCAGGGAAAAUCACCUGGGCAGCCUUGUAACUGUCCUCUCCAGACAGCAUCUGCGAUGGCUCUGGGACUUCAGCGGAAGGGAGCCUUUUUGGAUAGGUUUGAAUGACCAAGUGCGUCCUGGCUACUGGGAGUGGAUUGGCGGUGAACCUGUCACCUUCACCAACUGGAGGAGAGGGCCCCCUCAACGUUCAAAGCCUGGCAAGAACUGUGUUUUGGUUCAAAGACAAGGAAAAUGGCAAAUAAAGGACUGUAAGAAGGGCAAACCUCACAAUUAUGUGUGCUCCAGGAAACUCUAAGUGUAACUGGCUUUACAGGUGCCCAGUGGGAUUUCUCACCUAUUUAUUUACCGGAUUUGUGCAUAUUGCUCAAUAGAAAAUAAGGUGCAUAACUGACUUGGUACUUCUUUUUUUUAUCAUAGUGUAUGAGUGAUUCUAUCUAGUAAAUAAGGAACAUAAAUGAAUAGUUCCAGGAAUAUUGAUAAAUGAAUAUUUCUUACAGGAAGAGAUAUACUUCUUGCAUCUCAAUCUCUUUCAAAAUAAAUGCCUGAUGUAUUAUAUGGUGCAAGAUUUGCUUGUUCCAGGAGAUCCCCAUUCCAACCCCACCCCAUAUCUCAGUCAGCACCAAUUUCAAGGUUUCUGAAUUUUUUCGGUCCCCGUACCUUAAACGAGUCCAUUCUGAAAUCAAUAUUGCAGGUGCUUCUACUUAUUCAGUCUGAGUGAAACUAACCCUACCAGUUCAUUAAAUCAAGGUUGAACUGCAAAGGGUUGCUUUGUCCCUUUGGAGCCCUUUUAAAUAUGAAACCUGAAAUAAGAGGCUGUGGAUCAAAAGGAGAGUUUUCUGUGGCAAAAAAGGAAAGCUUUAGAUGGAAGAAUUUUGCUGAUGGAAGCUCAUCCUGCAAAUCUCUAGUUCAGGUAAGAAUUCUGGGGCUACCUGUACUUCAGAGGUCUACUCAUCACUACUCAUGAGACAUAUAUCCUUUUCCAAUAAGAAUGUUGGCAUUGUACCAUUCCAAGGCUAAUUAUUGGGUUUCUCCAGCCUUACAGACUCAUGAAAAAUUUGAAGUAACAUGAGCCUCUCUUCAUUCGUGUUUGUAGCAGUGACUAGCAUUUCUCAAAGACAUUUGGAAUAAAGAGUAUAUAUAAGUGAUGGUUAAUAUAUGGAAGAGAAAUAUGCCUCCUCAGAAGUGUCCCAAUGAGCAAGGCUGAUAAACAAAGAAAAAUAAUACUGAAAACAGAGCCUUUGAAAGCCUAUAUCCUCAGAAAGGAUUUUGAUACAAUUUUGAGCCCUUAAAUAGUUAAUAUUUGUAGAAAUGCCAUAUUAACUUGAUUCUCUAAUGUAAAGGUACCUUAUUAAUUUAUAAUGUCACCUGUGUAAAACAUUUUUAUAGCACUGAAGCAUAUUGCAGCCUUACAAGAACACCCUUCUGAAAUCAAGUUUUAAUUACAGGAAAUUAGAAAUUUAUUUCUGAAACAUUUACUCAAAAUUUUCCUCUUUUCAUAAUCACUAAAAAAUAUGGUUGUGCCAAAUGUAACUUGCUAUAUGAGCACCAGUGUAACUUCAGAAUCAAAAUGAGCUUACCAAGUAGACAAAGCUUUGGUGUAGGUUUUAUUAUAGUAAUACCAUUGGUGAAAUUUUAAAACACUGAAGAAACUCAAGUCUACUUUCUGGAUGUAAAACAUGACAAGCUUUUUUUAUUUCUGCUCAUUUAUCAAUAUUUUGGUUAAUAGAAAUAUUUACAAAGAGAGGCUGGGAUAAGAUUUAGACAUUCUACCUCUUAAUAAAGGUACACAUCAUUGUGGAGUCAGGAGGCUCCUUACCUUAGUUAUCACAAGUAGGUAUUGGACUGAUACAAUAUACAGGUCUCCUGUAUGACACAAGCUGUCUCUGGUGCUUAACUAAAAGAUGUUAAAUCCAUUCUCCAGACCAGUUCCAAUCCCCUCUGAUCCGCUGGUCUCUGCAGUGUGGAAAGGUGUGAUGCCAGAUAAACAAAGAGUUGUUUACUUCAAGGGUUAUAUCUUAGGGUGGGAAGUAAAAGUUCAAGGUAUGAGAAAUUCCAGGGCCCCUCCUUCUUACUGGAACUCUAGAACUAUGUUAAACUUUAAAACUGGAAAUCCAGAACCAUGGCAACUAGUAUGUAGAAUCUUCUUAACCUGAUAGAUUUUAUUAUACAUUUUUGCAAUGACAGUGAUAUUUAAGUGUAAUUGCAAUGUGAGCACAAAGAGAGAAUAUUUUGAAUUUUUAUAGCAACCAGAAGAAUGUUUAAAAAUAUUCCUGAUCAUGAAGGCAUUAAUCAAGUGGUAAAAUCCAAGUAAUUGAAAGAAGAUACAAAUAAAAUUUCAGGCAAGUAUGGGUGCUGGGAAGUGGUCAUCAUGACCUUCACUUUUUCUCAUGAUUGGGUUUGACUGUGUGGGGAGAAGUAAGUGAUUGUCAUGGUUCUCUCCACUUUGAUUGGUAAUUGUCACCCUUCAAUUUCUGGUGGGAGUAGGAAGGAAGGAAAUGGAGCAAUGGUAGAAGGGGACUGGGAGAUUAUACAAGAGGAAAGGGAGAGAGGAGGAAAGGGUUGAGUAGCAAGAGAUGGGGACUGAUGGUAGUUAAGAAGGAGAACACCAGAAAGAAGGACCUGAAUGCCACCUAGCUCUUCUCCCCACACUUGAAUACGGAUUCAGGAAAAGACCCACUUUAUUCAAUGGCAUCAACCCAGCAAAAUAGUGUGCAGCUUUUCAGAGUCUGGUGAUUUUUGGUCUUCAACAAAAGAAUACAUGUAUACAAUAACAUAUAUUUGCUAUACAUAAACUUCAAAAUGAUAUAAUUAUUUUAUCUCCUUCCAAGGAGUAGUAAAGAUGAACCAGGUGACAUUAGUUACAUUUCUGUUUUGUUUAUUUUUAACACAGCUGAAAUCAGUAUACACAUAUUUUCAUUAACAGUACGUUCUGUAUAAUUUAAACCAUAAACUGAUGCUGAUUAAUUUCUGCAAC